UUAAUAUAUGAAAGCUUUAAGGAGAGAUGAAAAGACAUUUUAAAAAUGGCCUGUGUUUUCUUCUGCUUUUCUCCAUUAUUUCUUACUCCUGGACCUCUCAGGCAUUACUUGGCCUUUCUGUUUUCAGACUAACUUGAUGUAUCCUGAUGUAAGAUCCUAAAAAGGGAGCUCACUCAGUGGGUCUGAUGUGGUGGAUGCUUGCCCGGGAAGUUCUGCGCAUGCGUGGCACCAUCUCCCGUGAACACCCAUGGGAGGUCAUGCCUGAUCUCUACUUCUACAGAGAUCCUGAAGAGAUUGAAAAGGAAGAGCAGGCGGCAGCUGAGAAGGCUGUGACCAAGGAGGAAUUUCAGGGUGAAUGGACCGCUCCAGCUCCUGAGUUCACUGCUGCUCAGCCUGAGGUGGCAGACUGGUCUGAAGGUGUGCAGGUGCCCUCUGUGCCUAUUCAGCAGUUCCCCACUGAAGAUUGGAGUGCUCAGCCUGCCACUGAAGACUGGUCUGCAGCUCCCACUGCUCAGGCCACUGAGUGGGUAGGAACGACCACUGAGUGGUCUUAAACUGUUCUUCCACAAACUCUUAAAAUGGAAAUAGGUUGAUGGAAAAUAAACAGUUUCUAAAAAAAAAAAAAAAAA
This is a messenger RNA of Balaenoptera musculus (blue whale), 629 nucleotides long. RefSeq names its product 40S ribosomal protein SA-like. Gene Ontology annotation, molecular function: structural constituent of ribosome. The record is from RefSeq and is a predicted model, not a curated record. Gene Ontology annotation, biological process: cytoplasmic translation; ribosomal small subunit assembly. Gene Ontology annotation, cellular component: 90S preribosome; cytosolic small ribosomal subunit. The transcript has a single exon. Bases 186 to 554 code for a protein of 122 amino acids. NCBI's taxonomy places the organism in Eukaryota, Metazoa, Chordata, Mammalia, Artiodactyla, Balaenopteridae.